AUGUCCUUGCUUCACCUCCCAACAGAGCUACUAACCGACAUUUUUGGACAUCUUUGGGACGAUCACCGAGCACUUAGCGCUUGUGCCCUCGCAUGUCGCCGCCUGCAGCCUGUAUGUCAAAAAGCCCUCUUCUUCCAGAUCACCUGGGACAUGGCAGCACACCGGGCAGAACCGCGCUUCGACCCCAUCCCCCGACUCUACGAGAUGCCUUUCACGGAGUCGCCGCGCCUCGCGUCGUAUGUGGUUCGCCUCAACAUCAAGAUCGUAGGCGCGCCGUAUUACUUGCCUCAGCCAUUCGUGUCCUUGAUGGCUUGCGCGGCUGCACUUCGAAACUUUACGUGUCUACGUGACCUGCGUAUACUCGGAUCUCCAAGGGCACAGAUAUCUUGGAAAAGUCUGCUUAACGAAUUGCGAAUCUCGAUUAUGAAAGUAAUUCGAGAGCAACCCCUUACAAGGGUCUGCCUCACAUACAUCACGGAUAUGCCAACGGCGCCUUUUCUCGACUCAUCUAUUCGCCACCUUUCCCUCUCAUCUGUAUCGUGGAACGACGCACAGGCUUCUGAAACUGCCCCCGUCAAGACACCAACCCUUCAGUCACUCAAUAUCACACUUCAACUUACCAAAGAUUCACUCUCCACAAUCGACCACCUUGUGUCUGACAAUCCACCCUUCGACCUGAGCGAGCUUCAGUCUCUGCGUAUCUCAGUCCGAUUCAACAUCCGAAGCGAGGUUCACCUCACAAAAAUCCGAAGACUAUUGAGCCAGGUUGCUGGGACACUCAAAUAUCUAUGGAUCCACUGUAACCUGGAAGGUUAG
Messenger RNA from Laccaria bicolor S238N-H82, 816 nucleotides. RefSeq lists its product as uncharacterized. The coding region runs from base 1 to 816 and encodes 271 amino acids. The record is from RefSeq and is a predicted model, not a curated record. The transcript has a single exon. Lineage: Eukaryota; Fungi; Basidiomycota; Agaricomycetes; Agaricales; Hydnangiaceae. Gene Ontology annotation, molecular function: protein binding.